This is a messenger RNA of Gallus gallus (chicken), 21758 nucleotides long. RefSeq names its product T-box 1 (gene TBX1). Gene Ontology annotation, molecular function: DNA-binding transcription factor activity, RNA polymerase II-specific; RNA polymerase II cis-regulatory region sequence-specific DNA binding. Gene Ontology annotation, cellular component: nucleus. Lineage: Eukaryota; Metazoa; Chordata; Aves; Galliformes; Phasianidae. The record is from RefSeq and is a predicted model, not a curated record. The transcript has 14 exons. The coding region runs from base 17219 to 18841 and encodes 540 amino acids. Gene Ontology annotation, biological process: cell fate specification; positive regulation of DNA-templated transcription; regulation of transcription by RNA polymerase II.
GAGAGCUGCGGCGGCGGUCCGUGCCUGCCCGGCGGGUCGAGGCACCGCGCUGGGCUGCCGGCUGCGCGCCUGGAGCCGGGCAGCGCGAUGGAGCCCCGUGCGCGGGGAGCCGCCCUGGCGUGGCACGGAGCUGCCGGAGGAGGAGAGCUCGGUGUGAGGGUGGCUGACUGUGUGAGCCAAGUAGUUGAGGAAGAGGAAGGAAUCCACUUGGAUGACUUUUCCUGGAGGGAGAAGGACUUCUCUGAUCUAAUUGGGAAAAAGUUACUUGCAAUCAUGGACAACUGCAAGAAGCACAUCUAAACUGGAAGAUAGGAGAGGAGCCAGCGUCUUGCCUGGAUAUUAAUGGCAGUGUCUUGUCUGACAGAGAACAGACCACCAAAGCAUGAUGAGCAAGAAAGCAAUUUCUCAUUCCUCCAUACCAGAAGACAACACCAGUUUAAGGUUUGAUGGCUUCUGAGGGUGGCUUGUGAGCUGAAGCUUCUCUCCAAACACAAGGACAGAGGCGUCUGUCACAUAACCCAUGAAGAACCAUCACCUGAAAACUGUGCAUCACCUCGUGAGAAUCUCAGUCAGGGAUCCUUCAGUGUGUGUCACAUGGACAAAAAGAAAGGGGGAAACUCCUCCUGCAUGAACACGGCCGCAGGAUUGUCUUAAAGGUGCCGAGUUCCCACAAUCCAUGUGCAGCACACACGGUCCUCUUCCCACCCAGACCAUCCCAGCAGGAAGUCCUGCUGGGCCAGCUCAGCCCCAUGGGUGCACCUGGCUGUGGACUUGCACUAACACCGCACUGCAAGCAGCACCUGGCUCAUGCAGGACAUGAGGAUCCAUCCCAGUGCAGUCGGACACACCUGGGGAACCACGAGCCUUUCACCAGCUUUGAAAAAGAGUCAAGAGCAAGUGGGACCUCCAGAACAUGCAGCUCUGAGUGUUUGCCCUGCAAAGGGAUCUGGCAGUGCUGGUUCCCACCAACUCCUGUUGCUAAGUAGGGGCCUGGUAAGUUGCAGGCAGACAGCCCUGUGGAAGGCGUACAGAGAGGAGCCCCAAUUACUGCUCACGGGAAAAGGCAGCGUGUUUUGUUUGUGAGCAGUGAAGACACAUGGUCCAAAUUCUGAAGAAUGGCUGCUCAGAAAGCUGGUCCUUCACAUGCUCACGAUUUUAGGAGCAAAUCACAAGUUUGUUGCCACAGUCCUAUUCAGCAUAGUCCAAGUAGCAUCAUUCAUCUGGCAAUCGGGAUCCUUCCAUCGGUCUGGCUGCAGAGAGAAGCAGCUCCGUCCUCCCCAGCACAGCAGCAGGAGCCCAGGGCAGGGCAGGACGGCGCAGAGCCACGCGCAGGCUGUGCUGAGGGCGGCUGCCUGCUGCAGUCCUUGCUCUCGCAGCAGGAUUGCUUGAUGGAUCACCUGGAAAGACAAACCCACUUAAACUUUCCAAGGAUUCAAACAAAUGCCUUAUGGCCCAUCAGGGGAUCUCCCCUUGACAUGUUCCUUUGGAUCAUGUGUUUAAGUCAUCAUUUUCUAUCCCCGCUUUGCAGAUCUGCAGCUUGCUGCUGGGGCACCAUCCGUCCUCAGACAAACCUGCCAGUGUGCUUCACUGAGAGCCCGUGGGCCCCUUUCCCAAGAGCCUACAAUGAGACCAUCCCUCGCUCCUUGAGAGCAAAGGUGAGGGCCUUAACCUGCCUAGAGAGCUGUUGCUGAUGUCCCGGGAGCUGGUCCCUGCCCAGGAGAUGCUCGUUGCUGGUUCACAGAAGAGUUAGUAACAAAAAAUCUAAUUUCAUGUGAAGACAACAGACACUGAGAGCAUUUUGCAGAGAUUUUAUGGUGUCCAGAAUUUGAACUUCCUUUUAUUAAGGCACGUCAGCCAACGUUUUAAAUGGUUUGAAGUUGUAAUCUGUCACUUUGAUCAUCUGAUAAUACUUUCCUUCAGUUCUGACAUGGGUGUUGUUUUGUGGUGCUAACUGAAGGAGAAUUAGGCACGAGUUCAGUCAUAAAAAAGUGAGCUGCUUCAGAACUGAGUAUGUGUCCCAUUCGCUCCUAAGUCACACAGUUCAGAUUCUCAGCUGAUGGAGGAGCAGAGGCAGCAGGGCCGUGGGCUGGGCUGCACUGGAGCACUCAUCGGUUUGGCUGUUUCUUUGCACACCACUGGAAUCAGGAUCCGUGGUACAGACGGGCAGAACCUGCCGGCAGCCCGGAGCCUUUCCUAGGAGCGCAGCAAACACAGCAUGAUCAGCCCUGAUGGGAAUGGCAUCCCUUGUUGGUGACAGUGAAGAAACAGGAGAUGAAUCCUUCUUGCCUGCUUUAUUACUACAAAAACAGCUGAACCAAAGAAGCCUGGUUCUUGGUCAAAAAGAGCAAAGGAGUUGAAAAGCUGCUUUUAUUGAGAGAAAAGAAGGAAUAAAAGAGAGUUCAUUUCUCCCUCAGACAAAAGCCAGACAGUCGGAUACUGAUGUUUUCUGUGCUGACCAGCCACCAGGCAACGAGAUGCUGUCAGCAUGACCCCACCAGCAGCCCCGAGCUCCGCUCCGCCGGUGGCUCUGGCCGUGCAAAAGGAUUUCCAUCCCUUUGAGAGACAGAACUUUUCUACCUCAUAUAUGAUAUAAAAUCAGUUUCAUAAUACAGGCAAAAUCUAUCAUAAUCUCCAUGCUCAGUGCUUAUUUCAGAGCCAGCUGCAGCUGUCACAGCCUAAUACUCUCUGCUUAGAGGUCCGUGUGUGCACAGCUGGCCCCGGCCGAGCACCUGCCCUCGGCCCUCAGUGCUGAGCAGGGAUCGCCCUGCAGGCUCUGGGCUCCGGGACGCGGCUGCCAGCUUUGUUUUGAAACCCUCCAUUAAAACGUGCAGAGAGGAGGGUGCCCUAUUCCAAGAGAGCUUGGCUGGAUUAUUUGGAUUUAGAGAGCAAAGUGUCAGGUUUGUGUUUAAUGAAUAUCUCCAUCAAUCAUCCCGGCUGCCCGUGGAAUAAUUACCUUGCGCAGCCCGCUGUGGCAGGUACAUGCCUGGCUCAGGACACAGAGCAGGCUUUAUUAGAAGCCCCUCUGUAAUACUCGCUGUUAUUAUCAUUUGCCUUCAAUUACGUUCAUGGUUGGUGCUUUGCAAUAGAUGGCUAUUUAUUCCUUCUUGGGCACUCCAGCACACCAGUACCUCACAUUCCUGCAGUGUUGCCACCCAUGGGUGCUCACCCCGACCUCUGAGGCACACAAACAAACCUUGCCAGAGGCAGCAGUUACCACCAUUUUCGGUGAAGUGCAAACCAGAAGGAGCUCAUUCAGGUCCUUUUAGUGUCUCAGCAGCGCUGACUUGGACUCUUUCAUGCUCACAUGUCCAUGUGAGGACACCAACAGCCCUGAGAGGCAACGGAGACAAGCUAGGCUAAUUGUGUAAAAGUAAUUCUUAAACAAUUACAGACUCAUUCUCUGUGCAGUCUCCAGUGCCUGCAGACCCCUCAGCAAUGAAUUUGGCCCCUUUCACCCCUGCCCUCACCAGCCUUUAUCCCUAAGUGUCAGUAGGUUGAAAUGCCCAAGCCCAAGGCUUUAAAGGACUUUACAAGUUGGGUUUACUAGCUCCAUAAAACUACAAAUUCUCCCUCCUCACUGCAGAAUUACCUUGUAAAACAUGUUCUGUAUUGUUUCAGUCUGACGGGACAGGCAGCAAAAGCAAGGCAGUGUCUGAAUGGCAGCAAGCAGCGGAGGGAAUGCAUCUGGUGUUGGGCAGGGCUGCAAGUUGGGAGAGGAGAAAGCAGGGGGUGGACAUGGUUGGCUUCCUUGACCCACUUCAGGCCAUUAACGCUGCUAAUUGCAUGCUAGCGGUCUGCAGAGUUUGUGUGCUUCAGCUUGCUUUCUGUGUUUAGGUUCAGGUUACCUUGAAUAGCAUCCGAAAAGAAAGGAAAUGAGCAGCAGCCUCAGCAGAUGCACCUUUGGGAGCAAACGCUGAGUGAUGUACAAACAGGGGCCUGUUGCUGGAUGUAGUUUUAAAGAUGUCUCCUAAAAUACACUUGUUCCCAGAUAUGAUGACAGGUAACACAAUCUCAAGGGCAACCUUAGAGUAAGAAGGGAUGGAUAAAGCUCUGCCAAGUCAGGUGGCAUGCAGCUGCCCCAGCCCUGCAGUGCCUGGCGCUCUGACCCUUGCAGCACUUGCUGAGGGGUGACAAGCUGUGGCUGUUCUGAUGUAAAGGACUCGUGUCAGGGCCACCGUCCUGUGGAGACCACAGAUGUCUCCAGGAGACACAGCACAACAGCUUCCCUCAGCAGGUCUGAGGUCUCACAGGGGCCAGACCAUUUUGAGCUGUGCAGAAAAGCUAUAAUCUUCCCCAAAUCCUUUUAUGCAUUCGUGACAGGAUUUAAUUCUGCCCCUGUUACUGUGCAGGAAGAUUACUGGCAUUUUUUGUUUUUUAAAGCUUUCUCCUUUUGAUAUAAAACUCAGCUGGUUCCGAGCAGGGGCUCAUGGUGGAGGACAGGGAGGGACCCAGGUCUGUAUCUGGUUUGCGAGGACUGGAUGCUGCGAGGGGCGCAGGGUGCAGGGCACAGGUAAGGACUUGGAUUCAAGCCCAGCUUUAUGCCAUCCUGCAACCACCCAAGCCUUUCUCAGAGGGACACCAGGUUUCCAAAGUGCUCAUCACUCCCACCUUCCUCUUUGGCCACAAAGUACCUACCCUCCACGCGGCUUCUUGGCUCCGAACGCUCAUAUUGGCUCUGCCUCCUUCCUCCUCCAGAAUACCUCCCCUGCUGGUCCCUACCUGGCUGCAGGCUCUAGGCUGGUUUCCAGCCCCAGCAGAGGCAGCGGGUGUGGGCAGUGUGCCUGGGGCACGGCAGCUGCCCAGUGGCUACUGGCCCGUUUGGCUGGCUUCUUAAAUCUGCAGGGGCAGUGCCAAUGUAGCUGCAACAUUUUUUAGAUGCUUGAGAGGACAGAGCUGAUAUGUAAUUCCCCUGCUCACCCUCCUGCUAAUUUUGAAUGCAAAAUGUUUACAAACAGCUGCUGCAACAUCCCUGAGGUCCAAAGAAAAAUAUUCUGCUAAGAGGGAAAAAGAUCUUAGCAUGGACUGUGUCCAGGGAUUUUGUGAACAGAGCCAGGAACUUGUUCAGAUGUUUCCCUUCUAGGCUUUGGGUUAACAGGGUCUGUGGAGAUGGGAAGGUUCAUCAUUCCUAGCAGCUGUGACUGCACUGGGGCUGCACUACCACCCUUGGAGAGGAUGCCACCUGCACCCCAGCCUGGCUUAAGGUGCUACCGCAGCAGUAGCCACCACUGUCCGGGUGACAGCUACCUGGUCAAGACCCUACGGCUGUAGCAGCAUCCCUGCUCCCACCCCGGGCGGAAGAGAGCAUGACACACGUUCUCUGGGUGCCACUGGCAUUGCCAACCUCUGCCUCGCUGGCAGCAGAGUGACUCCAGCUGACCACACCAUGUGUUUAAGAGGGCAGUGUCUCCCUGUCCCUUUAUUCACACAUUGCCCCUCUCCUCUCCCUGCUCGGAUCACUUUCCAUCAUGAGGAUGGGCAGAAGGAGCUGCUUUCUCACCCCAGAGAAAGCCAUUGCUCGGCCACAAAACGGGGAGAAAACAAUUUCUGAAACAGAGACAGGCAGAUCCCUCCAGCUCAAGUUUUCUUUCAAAGAGUCUCCCUUUCUGGAAGCGUUUUCCUGCUUUUCUAAAUGGAGUUUCUGAAGGAAGAGAAAGAAGUCCCUGUUCCAGAGGCACGAAGCCCUUUAAAGAUCCUUUAAGUAACAAAGCAAAGAUUAGAGAACACAGAUCAGAUGUUUUUUCUAUCAAAGCCUUUUCUUCCCUCCUUUUUUUCCCCACUGCGGACGCUUCGCGGCUCCGCUGGGCCGGGCUUCAUGAGGGCUGUUAACAUGGCGGCACUGAUGGCUCUGCCCCGCUCACGGUUUGGGUGGCCUGAACUAGAAUCUCCCAGAGGGCUCAUUACAGGUGGUAGGCAGACAGGGCUGGAGCCUGGGCCACACCACAUAUCCCUGAGAGAAAUAUGUUUCCCUGACCAAAAAAGCACAAUAUUAUAUUCUUAAAACAUUCCAGCCCUGUCUGGGUGUUCUCUGCGUGCAUUCCUGUACGUGGGAUUAUUAUUGUAGAGAAUUUAUAAAGUCAUUCAUUUCUCUGGAAGUGUAUGACACGCGUUUUGGUUGAAUGGGCCCAGUGCAAACUGAGAGCCAUGUGGUGCUAUAAAAACACAACAGUAAAUAAAUCAGCAGGGAGAAUUUACACUUCAGCCUUCUGAUUGUUUUUACAUUCAGAGGCUCAGACUGGGAGCCAGAGUGUAAAAUAAAUACCUGGAGCACCAAAAGUGCAGCGUCACACUCCUGCCUACCAGCAGUCGCACCAGCAAAGCCGAGGUUCGUGCAAAGUGAGCGUGUUUACAGCCAGCUGCGGUGACCUUUUUCUCUUUGGCUGCUUCCUAUUUUUCUUGGUGGUACCUCAGAUCUUUAUUAUGGCAUUGUCGGCCCUGGUGCUCCUGCGAGUUGCGUCAGACCCUCGCGGGUUUCAGUGCUUGAUUUUUUUUUCCCAGGGGUUAUUUUUAUCGCUGCUCUUUGGAAAGAAAGAAAAGAGAAAGAAAUCACUCCAGGCUGGAACUGCCAGCUCCUGGGUGUUACCAGGAGGAAAUCGCCCUUUUCAUCCGUGAAAAACAGGAAUGGAAGGAGCCGGGAGAUGGACGUCCGGCUCUGCGCUGUCCCGGUGCCGCCGUGGCACGGGGAGCCCGGCCCUGAGGCUGCACUCCAGCCUGCCCUCGGUGGGAGCCAAAGGGUGCUGCUCCCAUGCUGACAAGGUGUGGAGGUGACAAGGUGACCCUGCAGCUCAGCGCUCUUCAGUCGGAGGAAUUUCUGCUGCGCGUGUCCACGCAUAACGUGAGAAUGUCACCCAGCUGCAAUUACAUCCCAAAGAGGCAAAGGGUGAAAUCAUUGUUGGUGACAUCAAAUUGUUUUCGGAAAAUGAAAGCUAUUCUGAGACGGGUGGAACUUUCCUAGACUGAAGCAAACCUUUUCCGGGCACAAAAUGGAUCGCACGUACCGUGAGGCAGUGAAGCAAGCCCUGAAUUGAGCUUCUCCCUCGGAGCCCCCUGCCUGCCCCAGCUUGCUCUGGCUGAUUUCACCUCUGCUGACCAUUGCACGAAAACAGAUUUUUGUUUUGCUGCCAAAAGAGCACUUGGGUUAUUUACCACCUCAGAGCUGGGUCCAUUGCCAGUUCUGAUGGACCGUUUCUCAUUAGCACUUAACAUCUAUCUGGCCACCGAUGUCUCCUUCAGGACUGAUGAUGCUGAAAUCACCUCUUCCCAUACAAAAUGGCUAAGGGGAGCCAGCACUGAGGUGAUGCCCAGGCGACUUAUGGCACUGCAGUGCUGCUGUGACCCUCCGGCCACCUCUGCCCCAUGGUGGGGGCCUCUGGGGCAGCUCUCGGGUUGACAGCUGUGCUGUGGUGUUUCCCACAGCUCUGCCGUGCCUUCCUGCUCUAAGAGCCUGCUGUGCUUUCUGCACACAACACAAAAUAAUGCUGCUUGUGGAGGUAUCUGAGAGCAUAAGAGAAUGUGGAAUUUGGCUCAGUCGAAGGAAUAUAUUACUGGCAUUUGCACUUUCUGUAUUUUCUUAGUGAAACAAAUCUCUGGUUUAACAAAAGGAUGAGCCACCCAUUUUGGUCGCUGAGAUCAGAUUCAAGCUUGCAAUCCAAAUGCACAUGCAAAAAUGUGAACCCAAACUGUAUCUGCAAGAGAGAUUGUCCCCCCAGUGUGCCAGUGUUCCACUUUUAGCUCUGAAGGUACAGAAACUCUGAAAACUGGAAGCAAAUCAAACUCUAUGAACCCAUUAUACCAGCCAGCUUCCCAUUCUCUUUAAUAAGGUGUUAAUUUUGUUAGCCAGCAGUAGAGUUGUUGGAUAGAGAAAUGGAAUCCCUUUUCCCUGGCAGUCCCAGCUCACCACCCUCCAGGAACCGCUCCCCCCGCUGCUGAGCCCCAUCCCGGAUCUUCCUACUCUGUGCAUACACUUUUCAUGGGUGAGGAAGAUUUUGUUGAGUUUUUGGGUAAUGGAUCCUCUAUGCUCACUUGCUCUCUGUUUGGAUUGUGAAGGGGCCGUUCUGACAAAGCAGUAUUCAGUGGUGGUCUCCAGGAAAAGGCAUUUCUUGCAUUAAAAACAGUAAAAGGCCCAAUGUUUUACAGACAGAUGUCCAUCAACAGCUGGCGCUGGAGUGGGAAGAGAACACCGGAUCUUCUCCAUCGUCACAGUGCCGGGGCUCUGCGUAGCCACUUGUUUAUUUAACAAGCUACAUUAUUAAACUGGACCUUGGGUUGUGAGUGGAAAAGCCACACAGAUGCUUUGAUCAUUUAUAAAGACCUACUUGAGAGACUGCACUUCACCGGGGCUGCAAGGAGGAAAAAGGGCAGAGUCUGUAUUUCACCAGCUUUCACUUAGCUGGGGCAUUGACUCAGCUUGUCUUGACUCAGAUGUCUUUGGACUUGGGCAUAUUUGCAAAUUUAACAGUAUCAGGAUCACACAGCCUGGGCAGCCUGCUGUGCAAGGAACCCCAACACCCAGCUGUACGGAGGCCUCUUUCCCCCAUCCUAAACCACACACCCUGCUGCAGGCAGUGCUCUGUGCAGUGGUGGCCCCUUCCCCAGUCCUGCAAAUCACGCUUGCACUCAGCUUUAAGCGCUUCUCUGUCCCACCAGUCCUUCCUCAUCUGGGCUCUGGCUCAAGCUGUAUGAAGCCCAGAAGGGCUCAUGGGACUCCCACUGAGCCCUGGACCUCUGCUAGCACAUAUAUGGGCUCAGCAGCUUUGUGCCACCAAAAUGUCAGUCCUCUCCAUGCAGCAGCUGCCCCCUAAGUUUGUCACAGCAGCUGUUUCCCAGGACAGGGCAAUGAUUUCAGCUAAGAAGGGAGCAUUUUGCCCAGCUGAGGCUGGCCGGCAGUUUAAACAGGGAAAUGUAGUUACUCCUCUUCAGCAUGGCCUUGAGAUGACACCCAUGGCCCUGCAUGCCAGCGCUGCCUCACCAGGGCACCCCGCCUGCUCGACAUGGGCAACAUGGAGACUUGGGGUGAGCAGUCCGUGUCCAGAGAUGCCUGAUAGCUACAUGCAGAAGGACCACGGAAGGCUGUAGUUAAAGCAAGACUUUCUGAAACGUACAGAAAAUCCAUCAUUGCCCAGCUUAUACCUCUUCUGCCAUCACUUCAACUGGAUAUCAUCUGCCUGGUCACGCCCUGCAGCCCCGCUCACCCCACAGAUGGGAAGGCACAUGGAUGCUCACACUGCUACGGGGACUCGGAGGCACUUUGUGCCCAGCACACACCUUGGGCAGGAGGUUUAGUGAGGAGGCACGCUUUCAGUAAAUGAGUCCAGUGCUGACCCAGUAGCCAGGCAGAAGGAAACCAUUGGGCACAGAGUAACCACACUGCAUUUUGUCUCCAUGAUCAGGAAGGGAGAGUGCUGCAGCAAAAGCUGAGCGUGUUUUCCUGCCUCCACUCGCCUCCAGAGCUGCUUGUCUCUUCUGGCACAGCACAGCACUUCGCACCAGGCCAGGCAAAGCAUUUGUAGAUCUGUCAGAGCAUGAAACAAGGUGGAAAUCGCUAAAACCCGGCAUUGAAAUGAAAAGUGCUCUCAGCACAGGAACAUCAGCAGAAGAACAGGUUCUGCAGAGUGUUCUGCAGUGACUACACACGCCGAUUGUUUGAAGCAGACUUUGGGUUUACAUUUUUUUCUGCUUUGUCAAAUUUGUUCUCCAUCCACAUUUCCAAGAAGUCUAAAAACAUGACGGCACAGCUCAGCCACUGGGCUGAAAAUGUGAUAUUCCCAAAGCUGUUCUGGAGUCCUACAUAUUUUGGACUCUACUCCUGACAAAAGUAACAAAAACAAACGCAAGGAGCAGAUACGUAACUUUAACUAGAACCAGUUUAAGUUUUUGGAUGAUAAAAGCACAGUCGUGAUUUACACUUGACCAACUUGUGUUUCAUUGAAGCCCUACGUGUUCUCCUGUGUGUUCCACUGGGCUGUAACCUCCAGUUGAACACCGUCUGCCUCUGCUAAAGAAAGCAGCUCAAAAAUAAGAAAUUCAGGCUCUGAAAAUGCAACGAGGCCGAGAAAUUCAGCGCUGGAUACAAAGAUGGUCUUUGCUUGCUGUGAGAGCAGAGUUAAUCCUAUUGAGUGCAUCGGCUGCUCUGCUGGAAAGGUUUCACUGAGCAGUUCGCGUUAUUGGAUUAAUAAAGCUUAAUUUUGUGCACAAGAGCCACCAGUGAGCCCCGUUCUUGGGAAUUUCCAUUAUCCAGCACCCGACCUGUGUUGCAGUCUCUCACAGUCCCACGUUUCUUUUUCUCAGUUUUACUCUUUCCCACCCUCAGCGUGCUCUGGCUGCGGAGCAGUCGUGCAAGCAUCCUUGUGCUGGUGGCAGGGACACUGAGAGCACAGCAGUGAGAGCACUGCUCCCAAUACGUCUGCAGCACAGAGCAGGAUGGCCCCACGGCAAAGGAACUUCCCAGCAGUGAAAGGCCAAGAAGACGCGUGGGAUCUCAACACACAGCAGCAGGUUAACAAGUUACCCUUGGAGCUGCCUUCCACAGCACGGCCUGCCUGGAGGAAGGCAUGUCAGACGGAGCUGUGAGAAAUGCACACUUCUGGAUUAGCAUUUCCAGAAUCGACUUAACAGCAUAAAUCCCCCUGAGAGUCAGGGAGACUCGAGGUUGUAUUUCCAAGAGAGUCCAAGCAAUCUGGCAGCCUGCAUCGUGCCCUUCUUUGCCGGUCUUUGUGCUCUGUCCCCAUCACUGACCGGUGUCUCAGUACCUCCAGGUGGCAAAGCUGUGGCACAACUCUGCAGACAAGCACUUAAGUGAUUUCUUACCUUGAAAAUGGGACUCCACCUGCUGAAUCCCUGAGUCCCCAUAGGAAAUAACCCAGUAUGUGUGACAAAAAGAGCCAUCACAUCUCCGUGGAAAUCAGCGCAGCUCCACUAACAUUCAGCAGCUCCGGCAACCUCCUUCAGCUGUCCCACACUGUAAACAAUGCAAUCAUCAUCACUUCUGCUGCAAAGCACGGCAUGUCACAGCCAGGCACAUCGAUCUAUGUGAGUUUAUCACUGCAAGCUCUCUGCACACUAUUUUCUCUGCUGUAUUGAGAGAGCUUCCUGUACCUGUAAGGAACUGCCCUGCGGAGCCCUGUGGCAUCCAUCCCCACUGUGAGGAGGGUUCGUAGCUUUCCCUGGAGACUGAGCUGUUGAUGAGGAAGUUGCUAAGGCUCGGCCUCCCGGCAGACUCUCGGUCCCAUCGGCAGACACAGACUGCUGCUGGGUCCCUGAAGCAUCAGGCAGAUUUUCUGAGUGCUGCUCAGCUCACACAUAGCAGAGUGAUGCCACACAGGGGUGCUAAAACUUCUCGUAUAAAACGUCUUCUUGCAAACCCCAUUGUUCAGCUGUGGGAACCUGCCCCUGUGUCUGGAGGGCAGAUCCAGCAAAGCUGCUCUGGUCCUGCUGCUGCUGACUGCCCAGGGCUUCCUUACCCCCUUCCUGCCAAAGCCCUGAUGCCUCCGGCUGUGUGCUGCCACUGCUACUGAUACUGAAAGCGAUAGAGGAACCAAUACCAAUACUGAAAAGUGCUGCUGUGAGUUGCCUAUAUGGUAUGUUAAAUAAUUUCACCAUAAUAUGGCUCGGGAAACUUUCUCGAUCGUUAUUGUGUGGGGCUGUACACUUCAUUAUCCUACAGCAUGAAUUCGCUUCCCAUUCCAGCUCUCUUUGCAACCCCGUCCAGCACAUCCCAGAGGCAGCACAUGGCUGUCACCUGGGCGUUGUCACCCACUGAUGCAUUCUCCCCACCAGCAGGGAGAGGCACCACGACCGCCCCAGUGCUGGGCUGCAGCCGCAGCCCCCUGGGAGCAGAGCCGGCCCCAAAGGCCGCCCAGCAGCUGACCACUGCCUGAGCAGUAACGCGAGCCUCGGCAAUGGCUACAGUGGUAGACAAACAGUAAUAAAUAAGCAGCAAAGCACUGUGACUUGACAAGCCCUGGGCAUCCCCAGGGAUUUGUAAUGGGAUAUGGAGGUUUUCACCUCCUGCUCUCCAGUUCACAUUUCAAAUCCAGCCCCGCUCCGUAGUGACCAAAGGUCAUUGCCAGGCUCAGUCGCCCGUGCGAAGAUGUAAAUGGCCUCAUUUCUCUAAUUCCUUGAGCAAAGCUCAAGGGAGGACCGGCUUUGUUUUGUUUUUAUGAUGCUGGUGGUACAGGGCAAGAGCCAGGCUGUCUGUGCCUUUCUGUCCCAUCCCCGUCCUGGUCGUGUCUGGCACUUGGUCACCUCCAUGGCAGCUCCCAGGCACUGAGCCCAGACCACGAUGUGUGGUGGGGCUGGCACUGCUCUGAGGUCUGCACCUUGUUUCACUUUUCCCAUCUAUAAAGUGAAUUGAGAGUGUGAAUUUUUGUCCAUCUUCUGCACGGGGCCUGGCAGGUUUGCAGAGCUCACUGUAUGUGUGACACCUCGUGAUCUAAAUGCAGAUCCUUAGGCUGUCCCCAGAGUGGGGUCCUGGCCCCUUAAGCCCCAGUGUCACAGGAGGGCAGCAUACGGGUCCUUCUAACCAAACCCUGCAUGAAAGGCACAUUUAUCAGUAUGGCAACAGCUGUUGUAUGGCUGUUGUAUGUAUGUUGUAUGUGUUGUAUGUAUGUUGUAUGGCUAUCAGCAUGGCAUCAGUAUGGCAACAGCUCCUUCCUGUCCGUGAGGGCAUUGUGAGGAGCCUGGGACUGGUCAGGCUGCAGCUCUCCUUCCUCCAAGUGCCAGGCUGCAGCUGGAACCUGUGGAGGAGCACUUAUGCCCCCCUCAAGCCCUGUUCCACCCUUCUGGCAGGGAAGUGGCCAUGACAGGGCUCUUGCUGUCCCUAUGUCCUCACGGGAGCGCAAUGCCAGUGCUUACAUCUUGUAGCAGUCCUUUGCAGUGGCCCCUCCAGCCCGCACAUUUCUCGUUCCUUUCAGUGUGGUAUAGGGUUCAUUUUCCUUUGUGGUGAUGGCCAGAGCCGCUCAGGGCUGGCAGAGGGACCUGCAUAGGUUUGCAGAUUGCUCUGGAUUCCCAUGCACGGAGGUGUUUUAUAAAUAUCCCCUAUUAUUAUGGUGCUCUAUUAAUAACCACCUUGGGGAACAAUGGGAGCACGUAACAGCUUUGGUCAUCCGAUACCAACCAGGCAAGGCUCCGUGGGGCCAUGGGACAUUCCCAGAAAAGCAUCUAUUUGGGGAAGCACACCAUUUGCACAUAGGCCUGCAUGGGGCCCUGGAGGACACCGGGCCGCCGUGAGGGCUCCUGGCAACGCACUGCCCCACAGCCUUGGCCCAAAGCGGGAUGUGGUGGCUGCCAUCCUGUCCAUACAGCAACCUCACGCAGUGUGAGGGAUGCGUCAGGGUGCGACCCGUGGAAUCCGGUCCUGCCCUUCCUCCUCCUCAGCCGCAGCCGGGCAAGGAGGGCAGGCAGGGUAGGGACCAGGGCUCACAGUGGAUUUGGUUCUUUGCAGACUCUCUCAGGGUUGCGGGUCUUGCAAAAUGUGAUGUUUUCCUGUGUGUUCCUGUUUCUGGAGUCCUGGAGUUACCCAUUAACUCCACAUGCACUUUUUAACAGGUUUUGGCUUCAUUUUAGUAGCCUAAGUAAAGAAUAGAGGGAAACAAAAACUAUUAUUUUAAGAGUGUAAUGAUUUUUCAGGCUAUCUUCUGAAUUUGGAGACAGGGAUAUUUUCAAUUCCUGAGCUGAGCAGGGCACAGACUAGACUUCUCCUGGUGGCUUUCCUGUGUGUUUCCCUAGGCUGGGCUUGGUUUGGGUGCAGAAGUACUGAACACUCCCGGGGAUGCGUGCUGUCCAUUGUCACAGCCACAGUGUCUGCAAGGGCACGAGCAGUUCAGGAUGAGACAGCUUCUGGGGAGCCUCAGUGCUCACUCAAAAGGCAUUUUGGGGUGAGAUCUCCAUGCAGGCUCAUUGUGCUGAGGAUACAGCAGCAGGGCUCAGCAGAAGAAGAGGAGGAAGACCCGGAGGAGCUGAGCGCUGUUCCUCUGCCAGGGGCGCCGGGAGCCCCGCUCCCACUGACUGUUACCAUCCCUGCUUGGGACCCCGCCAGGUUCACCAGGGAAAACGGCGUGGGGCUUUUGUCACAUUGUUGCUGAUGGCUGGGCACUUCCUGAGCCUUUCCAGCAUGGCGGGGAUGGGGAGCGAGAGGAAAACGGAACCUUUUUUUUAUUUUCCUUCCUUUUGCAAAUUCUGUGUGAUCACAAAAAGCCAUAUUGCAGCUAAUUUUCCUGCUCUAUUCACACGGGCAUUUCACAAGGGCACAGGAAUUCCUCUGUGAGGGCCAUGGGUCCUCUGGUGCCCAGCAGCCAUGCAGCAGCUCAGCACGCUCCCCCAGCCACCACCUGAUUGCCCCCUGCACUCAGCAGUGCAGGUGCAGCGUUGGCUUUGCGUCCCACCCCCAGUGGGAGUGAGUGGAAGCGGAGGCAAUUGCAGAGCCCUUUGAUGGGACAGAGAUGGGCAAAAAGGGGGCAGAGGAGGGGCUGUACCUAACCUGAAUGUUUCCAGGGUCAUGACAGGAGUCCAACCCUACGCGGGCAGGACGUGGUGUGGAUGCUUCUGCUCAUGAGAGCUUGUGUGGUCAUGUUGGCAUCCUCUCACCAUGCUGCAGUUUGCCACUAAGCAAAGACUACUGACUCCCAGGGUGCUUCAGUGGUGUCUGGUCUGGGAAUGGCCCUCCUCACACCCUGGGCACUGUUCAAGCAAGGGGACCUGGCUCCAAGCAUCUACCACCUCCUAAUUCCUCCCUGGUUCGGUUUUCACUUGCUUUCCCUUAGUAAGGACAUUCUUUUUCUUUUUACCAACUGCAAAGCCAGGGAAACUUAAUACUAGUAUUAAGAAAAAUACUUUUCAAAUUAUCCUUUAGUUCCAACAGCUUAAUGUCCUUACACAUGCUUAGUGUGGAGUUUCAGCCUCAUCUGUCUGCAGCAGCAGAGCUCUCCUUGGUUAAGAGCAGCAGGACUGCUCUUAAGAGCUUUCAUGUUGACUUGCCCAUCUCCCAGCCACCUGUGGGGAGGAGCGGCCACGUGGAGCACUGGGUCUUGGGAGGAGCAGGAACAGCUGGUUAUGUUUCUAAGGCUGUACCCACCUGUGCCAGAAAGGAGGGUUUCUUUACCCCUGUGCUCUGGGGUUGGCUCACAGAGCAGGAACUGCUUCCCGUAACUUCAGCAUGGCCAAAGCCCUGCUCUGUGCUCUACGUGUCCAGCACUGAGCACAGGGAAAGACUGACACGUGGCUCGAGCCUGGGCAUCUCAUGCUGUGGCUGGAGGCUGUGCUGGUCUACUGUGUGACCCCUCCUCACACAGCCCUUGAUGCAGCAGAUAGCACCUGAUAAUUGAUUUAACUGUAUCAUUAGUUUUGGGACUACAGAGGAGUUAGCUAGGGGCUGUGAACUGGUUAUGCUGAACUUGGUGCAGAGGCCCAGGCUUUCUUGGAGGAAGCCGAGCUGCAGGGCACAGCAGAGCACCCUCGAGCCAGUGCUGCCUUGCCUGGCUUGCUCGGGGCCAGAGGACGCAGGUGGGAGCACCCAGCCCAGCCCACCCUGCACUGUGAUACCCUGCACAGCCACCCCAAACCUCAGGGCUGGGAAGGCCUGGUAGGGGCUGACUCAGGAGAAACGCCUGGAAAAUGCUGACACAAGUCAGAGCCAAGGGAGGGUAUGGCAAAUGUUGUUGUAAGAAGGACAUAGCAGGGGGAGGUUGAUGUGCAUGCAGAAAACAGGCCUGGGGAGAGAACUUGUGUGUCCCCAUACAUUCCCAGUGGUGGUCACUGACCUUUCUCAUGUUCACUGCAGAAAAGAGAAUGUCAAAUGGAUUGAAUAGAUGGCUAGGGCAGAACAGGGGAAAGGCAGUACCUUGCAGGUGGGUGAGUGGGCUCAAUAUCGCUAUGUCACAGCAGCACCUAAUGCCAUGUUUCCUGCUUGGCAUGGCUGGGAUCCCAUUAGCUCGGCAAACCGCUGGAAUCUCCUCCAGCAGGCCUAGCAGCGCCGUGGCAGAGGGCAGGCGAUGCCCACGGAGGGGUUGCCUGGGGAAGGCGCUGCCUCUGCGGCCCAUGGUGGAGUGGGGACUGCAGAUUCCCACCAAGUGAACCAACAGGAGCACGGCCACACACAUUGUCCCCUCUGGGACGGCUGGGGACCACCAGGAGUCUGAAAGGAACCAGCCAGAGUCAGCCUGAAAAAUGGCCCCGCACAACCUCACUCCUCACAGCCAUCCCUGCUACUGCGUGUAGAAAUGAAAUCUGUCUUCUUAGAAGGGUUUGCUGCCCCAGAAAGGGGAUUGUUUAGCUAAGAUUCACAUUCACACAAUGAGACCUUUAUGGCUUGUAGGCAAAGAAAAGGCACCAGUGCAGUCCCGUCUCUCAGUAAAACAAAGGGUUGUUUUCAGGUUACGGAGCCUUCUUCUCACUGCUGUAGGAAAAUGCUAAAACUUUAGACAAAAACUGGCAACUGAAAUUUUUGCAAGCAUGACAGCAGAGCCCCAUUCCAGCUGAUGGUGUGCACUGGAGGGCAGGCUGAUGCACAGCGAGCUCAGUGCGGGGUCCCUGGGGAGCUGAGGCCUUGGGCAGACAGCACGGCCAAGAAGCACUGCGAGAGGGAGCAAGCAUUCCGUGAGCUGGGAGAGCCCUGGGAUGGCGAUGCUUUACUGACCUGGGGCGCUGGGCUGCCCCAUCCUGCCAGUGCUGGGCUCUGCCUGAUGCUCGGUGUGUGGCACAGGGGCAGCACCUGAGCUCCGGCUUCAUUUUCACCCCUGGAGGCCUUUGCAAAGCUUCUUGGUGCUCCCGGCUCAUCAGCUGUAACACAAGCUCCAAGGCUGAACUCAGUGCCUCGCCCCGAUAAAUGUGUGUGUCCCACACAGCGCUUCGGGCUGAGCGGCCCACAGGUGGGCAGCACAGCUGUGCCCUCUGCUGCAAAGGGGCCGUGGUAGCAAACGCCCACCUCCCCUCAUCACCACUGGGAUGCCCCUCCCCGCAGAGCACCGGGCAGCGCCCGUACAUCUGUCAGCCCGCACAGCUCGGCCGGGAUCCUGUGCCCUCCCCGGGGUUUUCUGGGAGAGGAACCACAUCACCCCAACGCGGAGCUGCCCUUCGCCCCCUUCCUCUCGGCAAAUAAACAAGGAGGUGCUGACAGCUGCCAGGCUUACCCAGAGGCGUUCUGACGGACAAUUGAAUCCCUGCGGCACGGCAGAAACCCUGGUGUGAGUCAUGUCCAUUUAAAUAUGGAAGCACAUCAUAAAACCUAAUGGAGAGUCCAAGAGUCGCCGCCGCCGCCGAGCACGCAGGGAAGGGAGCGCUGGAGGAGCGCAGCGGCGGCCGCAGCGCGCCCGCCCGCCCCGCCGCCCGCACGCAGAAGAUGCACUUCAGUACCGUCACCAGGGACAUGGAAGCUAUCUCCAGCCCCUGGCUCACCCAGCUGUCCCAUUUUUGCGAUGUUGCAGCUUUCACGGCCAACAGCCUGAGCAGCCUGAACGCCUCCGGGGGGUACCACCUCUCCCCCUCCCCGGGGGACCCGUACGGACAGCAUGAACCGCCGCACUACGAGCCCUGCACGGCUCAGCAGCACCCGCACCCGCCGCCCCAGCCGCAGCACGGUUACCCCUUCGGCGGGGCGGCGGCGGCCGGGGCCAACCCGCCGCCUCCGGGCCCCGAACCGCCCGACGGCGCCGGGGGAGCCGCCGCGGGGCCCGCCGCCGUCUCGGGCUGCUCCGCGGGGACGGCCGCCGCGGCCAAAGCGCCGGUGAAGAAGAACCCGAAGGUGGCCAACGUGAGCGUGCAGCUGGAGAUGAAGGCGCUGUGGGACGAGUUCAACCAGCUGGGCACCGAGAUGAUCGUCACCAAGGCCGGCAGGCGCAUGUUCCCCACCUUCCAGGUGAAGAUAUUCGGCAUGGACCCCAUGGCUGACUACAUGCUCCUCAUGGAUUUCGUCCCCGUAGACGACAAGCGCUACCGGUACGCCUUCCACAGCUCCUCCUGGCUGGUGGCCGGCAAGGCCGACCCCGCCACGCCCGGCAGGGUGCACUACCACCCGGACUCCCCGGCCAAAGGGGCGCAGUGGAUGAAGCAGAUCGUCUCCUUCGAUAAGCUCAAACUGACCAACAACCUGCUGGACGAUAACGGCCAUAUCAUUUUGAACUCCAUGCACAGAUACCAGCCGCGCUUUCACGUGGUCUACGUGGACCCCCGGAAAGACAGCGAGAAAUACGCGGAGGAGAACUUCAAAACCUUCGUCUUCGAGGAGACGCGCUUCACGGCCGUGACCGCCUACCAGAACCACCGGAUCACGCAGUUGAAGAUCGCCAGCAACCCUUUCGCCAAGGGCUUCAGGGACUGUGACCCGGAGGACUGGCCCAGGAACCACCGGCCCGGGGCCCUCCCUCUCAUGAGCGCUUUUGCCAGAUCCCGGAACCCGGUGUCAUCCCCUGCACACCAGAACGGGACGGAGAAAGAUGCCGCCGACGGCCGCCGGGACUACGAGCGGGAGGCGGCGGGCGGCGCGGCGCUGCAGGCCGAGGCGGCGCACCAGCAGCUCAUGUCGCGCGUGCUCAGCCCCGCGCUGCCGGGCGGUGCCGGCGGCCUCGUGCCCCUGAGCGGCGGCGGCCGGCCCAGCCCUCCGCACCACGAACUGCGCCUGGAGCCCGCCGCCUCGGAGCCGCUGCACCACCACCCCUACAAGUACCCUCCGGCCGCCGCCUACGACCACUACCUGGGGGCGAAGAGCCGGCCCGCGCCCUACCCGCUCCCCGGCAUCCGCGGGCACGGCUACCACCACCACCACCACCAUCACCACCACCACCACGUGAACGCGGCCGCCAACGUGUACUCCCCGCCCGCCCCGCCCGCCAACUACGACUACGGGCCGCGAUAACGCGCCUCGGCGCGAGGGACCGCCGCGUGCUGCGACCGUUAACCGUCCUCCCCCCCCGCGCCUUCCCGCCAUUCCCUCUCCCGCCUCGCGAGCGAGCCGAUUGGUCAGCUCGAUCCGAUCGACGUCCGGACCGGCCAAUCCCGCGCCGCCGGGCUGUGAGGGAGGCGGCGGGCCGCGAGCUGCUCCGCAGCUGCACUUUGCUAAACGAAGCCAUGUGCCGUCACCUCCCUUCUCCCGGUCCCCGCGCCUCGGUUCUGGCCUACGUCCAACGUGCGGACCGCGGGGCCCCGGGAAGAGGGCAGGAGGACGGGGAGCGGUGAGUGAGGAGCGGGCACCGAGCCCCGGACAGCGGCUGGGGGCAGGGAGCGGCGCCGUCUGCUCCGGGGUUCGCAGCAGCAGUAGAGGAGGAAGGGGCGGGGGGUCCGUGGCCCUGCGGAGCUCGGCUCAGCGGCUGGCUGGAGUGGGGGGGAGGGGAAGGAGGGCCGAGGAACAGCGGUAAGGCCGGGGACGGCGGUAAGGCCGGGGGGAGCGGCGGUGAGGGCGGUGAGGCGGCGCGGUGUCGGCGCUCUGUGGGGCGGUUCGGGCACAGCUGCGUUUUCCGGAGCUCUGAUGAAGCGCCGCAGCCCGGAGCACCGCCACGUGCAGCUCCUCGUUAUCACAGAAAUCGGGACUAAGAUUUAAAAAUCAGGGUGGGGAUGGAGGGAACGAACGUCUUCAGAGGUCAGGCUGUGCGUUCGCAGCCAUUGCGUGUGAGCUGUGCUCCUGCAUCUUUUCCUGCGCUCCUGGUGCUGUGUCCCGUCCCCCCCCCCCCCCCCCCAUGCCUCUUAGGGGUGCGUCCCCAGAAUGCCCCUCUCUCCUCUUCUCUGUGGCUGCCCCAAGCUGCAGUAGUCCCAAAGCACCUAUCUGCACCUCCCUGUUUGCUGCAGCUUCCCUCUUAAAGCUGGUAAGUACUUCUGGUUUUUUGUCCUUAAACUUCUCCUCCGGUCUUUCCUUAAUUGCUGAGGAGAUGAGCCUGUCUGUCACACUUAUCCAGCCAUGUGUUUUGAGUAGCUGGCUUGUGUUCUUUGUCAGAAGGUCGCUGACUGUCAAUUCUUUUAUGUUCAGAGAAGGUAUUGAGCAGCUCUGCGUGUUGGUAUACAGUAUUAUAAAUGCGUUCCUGAUUCUUCCACUAUGAAAAGAAGAGGGGUCAUUGUUAUUUUUUCUUUUUUUUUUUGGAGUCCUCUGUUCAUGUUUGUGCAUUUUCACUUCAAACUGCAACUGUUUACUGGUGACUUCUAGAGUAUAACCCUUGUGUUGUGCAGGUGGCAGCGUUAGCAGCAAUGCUCAUUCUGUCUCUGGCAGCUGGCAUUGGGCUCACAAAGUGUUUUGGAAGGGUGUGAGAAGGGGUGCAGGCUAAUGGGGACAUGUCAUGUAUUUUUUUUUUUGUUAUAAAAAUAUAUCUGGAUCCAUGAAAAAGAGUUGUGCAAGAAAUAUGUAUUUUUUGACAUUUGCAGUGAAUUGUGAGAUUCUUAGUGUCUGACAAAACCAUAACUAAUGUUCUCAGAAAGGUUGAUGUAAAAUAGCUUUGUGCUUAGGUCUCUGAUGUGCUCUGUUGCUUUGCUGCUGUUACUUCACAGUUCUCAGUUAUGAAUUGUUAUCUGUAAAUGGAUUAGUGCCAAAGCUUUGGUCAAACCUUUAAUGAAGUUAUAUUUAUUAUUUCUUUCAAAGGGUAUACAAACAUUUUUUUCUUGAUAGUUGCAACAUAAGGGAAAAGUGAAGAUAACCAAAGAAUCGUAUCUGCAAACAGUGUAGAUAAUUGUAGAUAUUUGUAGAUAUAUGUAGAUAAUCAUGUUACGUUUAAAUUGAAAAGACAUUAGACAAUGGCAUUUAUAAAUGUUUUUCCUCUUCUUUCCCUUUCUUUCUUUUCUUUGUUUGGUUACUUCUGUGUGUCCAUCAGUUUGUCUGCUCUGAAGUUGAAGCCUCCCCUGCAAGAGGAGGCCGUUAAGUAAGGAGGGGUGCUCAACUGGAGCUCCAGGAGUUGUUUACCCUGAGCAAACAGUGGGUCUUCAUAGGUGGUUGCCCCCUCCCUUUUGUCUCCCUGGUUGCUGGUGGUCUCCCAUUAUGCAGCAGCUUGCAGGGUUGGGGUCUUACGUUGAAAUGGAUACGGUGCACUUCUAUUUAUGUUUGUUAGCACCUGUUUUCUUUAAACAUACAGAGAGUGCAGCAGGAGGUGCCUCUGGCUCCUACUGCAGACUGGCCACACGCUUUUUCAAAUCCGUUCUGCUUCCCAAGCGCUGAGAGGACUGAAUGACCCGACAUCAGGAAUACAUACUUUGUGCUCUUGCAGAGAGUGACAGGUCCUCUCGAGGUCCUUGCCCUGCCUGUAGGAAGCACAAUGUAUCUCUUUUAGAAGAAAACACAGAACUUCCACCUAGGACUGUGGGCACUGGGCCCCGAGGGUCACUAGGCUGUCCUCUGUGCUGUCUUGCAGGAGCGGAGAGUCCUGCUCAGGAAUGGGAAGAACAUGACACUGUGUCAGGCCUAUCAUUUUAAGUGUUAAAAUGGUGUUUCCGUUCUUUCAUUGUUGGCUUUUGAGCUAUCAAUUUGCAAGGUGCUUUCCUAUGUUAGUAUUAGGCUUGCUAGCAGUCCAUUUUGCAUCAUGUUUUAGCCCUUAAAGCAUGUUGCCUGAGGGCUUUCACCAGCAUUUCCUCCUUGUGAGAUGUCCACACCUUGCUGGAUGAGAAUUCCAGAUAUGAGAAAUACAACCAAUUAUUUUUCUGUUGUAACAGAAAAUUCACUUACAACGAGCAAACAUGAAGUUUGGAACGCUGUACUUGGAGCAGUGGAAACCUUUUGGAAACAACAGAAAGCUGUAAUGCUUUAAUUUCAUGUUACCUGUCAGCCAGUUGGUCGAGAUAUAAAUAAGGCAUGGCUUGUG